UCUCAGGGGCUGUGGUCUUACACCUUCUUCUGGGGCAACGAUGGGCCAUUUCCAGCAGGGACGGUGCAGCAUCACCCCGGAUGCCUGACUGCCACACACCUCCAGAGCAUCACACUGUCUAAAAAGUGGAAGUGACAAAAGAGGAGGCUCUCCGGUGCAUGGAGAGAAGGAAGAAGGCGAUCUCCUAAUUGGUACCAUAUACAUCAGAUGGAUGGUUUCUAGCCUGCUUCCAAACCCCACCUCAGCUGAGUGUUGGGCAGCCCUUCUACAUGAUCAUAUGACUCUUGAUAUGGACGCAGUCCUGUCAGACUUUGUUCGGUCCACGGGGGCAGAACCUGGUCUGGCCAGAGACCUGCUGGAAGGCAAAAACUGGGACCUGACCGCCGCUCUGAGUGACUAUGAGCAGCUCCGCCAGGUGCACACAGCCAACCUGCCGCAUGUGUUCAACGAGGGCAGGUGCCCCAAGCAGCCAGAGCGAGAGCUGCCCCAGCCCGGGCACAAGGUGGAGCGGCCCUGCCUGCAGAGGCAGGACGACAUCGCCCAAGAAAAGCGACUUUCCCGAGGGAUUUCUCACGCCAGCUCAGCCAUCGUCUCCCUGGCCCGGUCACACGUGGCGAGUGAGUGCAACAACGAGCAGUUCCCCCUGGAGAUGCCAAUCUACACAUUCCAGUUGCCAGAUCUGAGCGUCUACAGUGAAGACUUCAGGAGCUUUAUCGAACGUGACCUGAUCGAGCAGGCAACAAUGGUAGCUUUGGAGCAGGCAGGUCGCCUGAACUGGUGGUCUACUGUGUGCACAAGCUGUAAACGGCUUCUUCCUUUGGCCACGACAGGUGACGGGAACUGCCUUUUACACGCCGCCUCACUGGGAAUGUGGGGGUUUCACGACCGGGACCUGGUUUUGCGGAAAGCUCUCUACACCAUGAUGAGGACCGGGGCUGAAAAGGAAGCCCUGAAGCGGAGGUGGAGGUGGCAGCAGACGCAGCAGAACAAGGAGUCAGGGCUGGUGUACACCGAGGAGGAGUGGGAGCGAGAGUGGACAGAGCUGCUGAAGUUGGCCUCCAGCGAGCCGCGCACGCACUUCAGCAAGAACGGCGGCACGGGAGGGGGCGUGGACAACUCUGAGGACCCCGUGUACGAGAGUCUGGAAGAGUUCCAUGUUUUUGUCCUAGCCCAUAUAUUAAGAAGACCGAUCGUUGUUGUAGCAGAUACGAUGUUGAGGGACUCGGGCGGAGAAGCAUUUGCUCCGAUCCCGUUCGGAGGGAUUUACCUGCCCUUGGAGGUACCUCCCAACAGAUGCCACUGCUCACCUCUGGUUCUUGCCUAUGAUCAAGCGCAUUUCUCUGCCCUUGUGUCUAUGGAGCAGAGAGAUCAGCAAAGAGAACAAGCCGUGAUCCCCCUGACCGAUUCAGAGCACAAGCUGCUGCCUCUGCACUUUGCGGUGGACCCUGGGAAGGACUGGGAGUGGGGGAAGGACGACAACGAUAACGCCCGGCUGGCCCACCUGAUCCUGUCACUAGAAGCCAAGCUGAACCUUCUGCACAGUUAUAUGAAUGUGACGUGGAUCCGGAUCCCCUCCGAGACCAGGGCCCCUCUGGCGCAGCCGGAGUCCCCAACAGCCUCCGCGGGGGAGGACGUGCAGUCCCUGGCCGACUCGCUGGACUCGGACCGCGACUCGGUGUGCAGCAAUUCCAACAGCAAUAAUGGCAAGAACGGGAAAGACAAGGAGAAGGAGAAGCAGCGCAAGGAGAAGGACAAGACCCGCGCGGACUCCGUGGCCAACAAGCUGGGCAGCUUCAGCAAGACGCUGGGCAUCAAGCUGAAGAAAAACAUGGGCGGCCUCGGCGGCCUGGUGCACGGCAAGAUGGGCCGCGCCAACUCCGCCAACGGCAAGAACGGCGAUGGGCCCGAGCGCGGCAAAGAGAAGAAGGCCAAGUCGCGCAAGGGCAGCAAGGAGGAGUCGGGCGCGUCGGCGAGCACGUCGCCCUCGGAAAAGACCACGCCGUCGCCCACGGACAAGGCGGCGGGAGCGUCGCCGGCCGACAAGGGCGGCGGGCCGCGGAGCGACGCCUGGAAGUACAGCACGGACGUCAAGCUGAGCCUCAACAUCCUGCGCGCCGCCAUGCAGGGCGAGCGCAAGUUCAUCUUCGCCGGCCUGCUGCUCACCAGCCACCGGCACCAGUUCCACGAGGAGAUGAUCGGUUACUACCUGACCAGCGCGCAGGAGCGCUUCAGCGCGGAGCAGGAGCAGCGGCGCCGCGAUGCCGCCGCCGCCUCCACGGCCAAGCGGCCGCCGCGCAGGCCGGAGCGGCGCUGCCAGCGCGAGAACUGCGCGUUCUACGGGCGCGCCGAGACCGAGCACUACUGCUCGUACUGCUACCGCGAGGAGCUGCGGCGGCGGCGCGAGGCGCGCGGGGCCCGGCCCUGA
This is a messenger RNA of Ceratotherium simum simum (southern white rhinoceros), 2425 nucleotides long. NCBI's taxonomy places the organism in Eukaryota, Metazoa, Chordata, Mammalia, Perissodactyla, Rhinocerotidae. The record is from RefSeq and is a predicted model, not a curated record.